Schistosoma rodhaini is the source of this 933-nucleotide messenger RNA. The record is from the annotation of a GenBank genome assembly. NCBI's taxonomy places the organism in Eukaryota, Metazoa, Platyhelminthes, Trematoda, Strigeidida, Schistosomatidae.
AUGGAAAUUUUGAAAAAAAUGAAAGAAGUGAAAGUGUUUAUAUCAGUGCGACAUGAUAAUAUCAUUUAUUGGAUAUUGAAGCUUCGUUUUAUGAAUCUGGCGUUCCCAGUCAAGGUCAAUUUUUAUUUUUUAAGUUCGAUAGUCGGAGUUUUGAACCUUAACACAUCGCUGGAUCGUUUUAGUUUUUACAGUGCUUACAUAAAUAUGGAUUCAUUUCUUAUCAGCCAAGAAUCUGGACAUCCCAUUGAAAAAGACUUCGCCUUCAAUAACAAUGUCGCUAAUGCGCAUGUAACAGUUAGACUAAGAUUUUUACGCAAAGUCUACGGUAUCUUAUUUACACAACUUUUGCUCACUUCAUUAUGCGCUGGAACAAUGAUGAUGUUAAAACCUGUUUUAUUGGAUAACCUUCAACAGAAUAUAUGGUUACCAAUUGUACUAAUUGUGAGUACAAUCGGAAUUCUAUUGGGAUUAAUGUGGAAAAGACAAGAAACACCAACUAAUUUCAUAUUAUUAUACUUAUUUACUAUAUGUGAAUCUAUACUCGUGGGAUACGCAGUGAUCACAUAUUCUGCAACUGUUGUACUUCAAGCAUUUAUACUGACCACCAUAGUUGUCAUGUCUUUGAUGUUGUAUACACUGAAUUCUAAGAAAGAUUUCAGUAAAUGGGGUGUAGGAUUAUCAGUUGCUUUUCUCAUUUUACUAUUGGUUGGACCAAUUAACUUAUUUCUAGGUUCAUCAUUAUUGGAAUUAUGUAUGGCAGCCGGUGGUGCUUGUCUAUUCAGUUUAUUCAUAGUUUAUGAUACUUGGCGAAUAAUGCAUCAUUGUUCACCGGAAGAAUAUAUUAUGGCAUGCGUUGAUCUAUACUUAGAUAUAUUAAAUCUGUUUAUGUAUAUUUUAAGAUUUUUAAAAGAAGUACAACAUAAUCAAGGUUGA